AUGGAAAUGUUCAAAUCUGGCACGCUCCAGCGGAGAAAGGAAACCAAAGUGCGAGUACUUAACUUCUGUUCCAAAUACGACCACGAAACAGCAUGGAAACAGAUCAGAAAACUUGGUAACUCAUCGUUCCACACGCAAAGCGCAGAGCAAGGUAAAUCUGUAUUACUGGCCAACAUUGUGGACGAUCUCAAUCUCUCCACUGGAAAGGGUCGGUCUGCUGUAGUAUAUUUUUUCUGCAAAUACGACGUCUCGGAAAGCUUGCAGUCACAGACAAUUAUCGGCUCACUGGUACGACAGCUGUUGUCUACCAUCCCGGACCUUAGUGUACUCGCGAAGCACUACGAAGAAAUUCAGAACAGAGAAGCUAGUAUUGGAGAGCUAUUUCAAGUUUUGUUCUAA
This is a messenger RNA of Bipolaris sorokiniana ND90Pr, 399 nucleotides long. RefSeq lists its product as uncharacterized. Bases 1 to 399 code for a protein of 132 amino acids. The transcript is spliced from 2 exons. Lineage: Eukaryota; Fungi; Ascomycota; Dothideomycetes; Pleosporales; Pleosporaceae. The record is from RefSeq and is a predicted model, not a curated record.